Messenger RNA from Phyllotreta striolata, 1361 nucleotides. The record is from the annotation of a GenBank genome assembly. NCBI's taxonomy places the organism in Eukaryota, Metazoa, Arthropoda, Insecta, Coleoptera, Chrysomelidae.
AUUACUCCCAUUAAUUUUAGUUCUUAGUAGAGCCAUGGAGUUAUUAAGUAGCCAAGAACUAGAAAAAUGCAUGGACAAAUUCGAAUUCGUAUUGUCUAAGCAAACGACAAUCAGUAGCAAUCACAAACAAUUUCUUCAAUUCGCCGGCAAAAUAAUUAAAGAUUUGAAAAACUCUAAAAAGACCGAAAAUGCUUUAAGGAAAAAUCUCAAAGUACUAACGGCACACAAAAAUUUUAAUCUUCACUCAAAAUAUGUUGAUUUAACAGAAAAACACGAGGAGUUAGAAAUCGAGUAUAACCAGAUGCUAAAAGACAAAGAAGAAAUGAACAAUAAAAUACAGAUCGAAUUAGAAACUCAAAAAGCCGAAUAUUUGAAAAAAAUCAACGAAUUAGAAGAAAAAUCCCAAAAGGAAAUAACCAGCUUGAAGAAUCAGUUGGAGAAUAUCAGAAAUAACUACGAAAAGAAAGAGAAGGAAUUAUUCAACGAAUUGCAAAUGACCCAAGCCGCCAGCGCCUUGGAAUGGGACGAAAGAGAAACGAAUUUGAAACAGAAACUCGAAGAAUCGAAAAUUCAACAGCGCCAAUUGCAAAAUAAUUUGUGCGAGUUGAGAUACGAGAAUAACCAGUUACGAAGUCAAAUAUCGUCGCAACAAUUUAUGAACCAACGCAACGUCUUAUAUUACCAAGAAAACUGUUAUCAACCCAACUUUAGCAAUUAUAAUGGCGGUAAUAAGCUUAGUGAAAAUCAAUAUCCUAUGCCACAAGCUCAACCAGAAAAAAUCGAACUUAUAGAAUUGGAGAAUCAGAGUGUAACUGAUAUAAGGACUUCAAUUGGAAAGAAUAUAACAAUCAAUUCUGCUUUAUUUAAUACAAAUGGAAAUAACGCAAAUAAAGAAACCAGCCAAUUUAAAUUUCUUCAACCUGAUGUAAAACUUACCAAACCCACAGUUCAAGUGAAUUCAAAUACUACUAAUGGCGUAGAAGCCUUAAAGAAUACAGAAAAUAAACCAUUAGGUAAAUCUGUAGGUAACAAACGAGAAAUGUCUCAAGUAAAUUGUAUUCCCAGGAGCGAAUCAUUUACUGGUAUUUAUAAUAAUAAAUGCUCAAAUUCUCAGCAAAACGUUCAAACAGCACCAAGCUGUUCGAAAAAUACGUGGAAGGAGUCGAACGCUUUUACUGCGUUAGAAAAUAGAAAAAAUGUAAACAAGGUACUGCCGUUGGUGCCACAACAUAACGUCAAUAAUAAAAAAAAUAAUUCCGCGAAAAAUACAGAAACUAGGCGUAAGAAAAGAAAGUUGUUCGACCCGAAAAGUACUGAUUACUUAGAUUAAUUUCGUUUAAUUGUUACAAAUUGUAUCGUUU